AUGGAGGAAACAAUUAUUUGGAUGUGUCUGAUGCUGCUUACAGCAGUUUGUGAAUCAGAAACCGCACUUAAAACAAAAGAAGUGCUUGUGAUUGGUGGAGGGAUAUCAGGUCUCGCUGCUGCCAGGAAACUGGCCAACCAUCCUUCCCAGCUCUAUGAGGUAACAGUGCUAGAAGCAAGAAAAGAACGAUAUGGAGGUCGGAUAUGGACAAGCAGGAAGUUCUUCAAGAAUCCAAUUGGGGCAGAGACAGACCUUGGAUGUGUCUGGAUAAACUCUAAAGAAAAGGACAACCCCAUCUCCGCUAUUGCAAGGAAAGGAGAGCUAGGAACUAAAAUUUCUGGACCUAUUCAGCUCCAUGUUCCAGAAGCUGGCAAAAUAUUCAAAGGGGAUGAGGCUAAUAAAAUAUUUACAGAAGUUUUCUCUAUCAUACAGACUGCUGUAGACAAAGUGAAAGUUUCUGGUGUAGAUAUUCCUCUACAGAAGGCUGUUGAGGACGAAAUCGCACGUCAUACAUUCCAAGGUGACCGAGGUAUCAUUACCAACAUUCUACGCAAUCAUCAUGCCAUCGCCAAGGCAGACUACUCUGCAAUGCAUUUUGACCCAGUGAAACAGUUUGGCUGGAACACAGUGGUUGUCGAUGGAUAUGACCAGGUUCUAGAUGUCCUUGUGUCUGGUCUAGGGUCAGAGAGACCGCUCUCCAUCAACCUUAACCAGAUUGUCAGACAGAUCCGUAUUGAUUCAGACAAGAAGAAGGUCAUUGUGCGAACCAAGGACCUGAAACAGCUGACUGCUGACCUUGUGGUUGUGGCAGUGCCCAUUGGUGUGCUGAGGAACAAAGCCAUUCUGUUUGAUCCUGUACUUCCUACAGAAUGGUACAAGGCUAUAAAGGAAUUAGGUGUGUACAAUUCACAAAAAGUGAUCGUAGGCUUUUCCGAGGCAUUCUGGCCGACAGAUAUCGGUGUAUUUACCAUGACAACACCAGAAGGGCAAGAGCCGUUCAUCCAGACCUGGUUCAACAUGCAAAAUCUGGUUGGUAGGCCGUUUCUGAUUGGUUCAUUAUAUGACACUGCAGCUGUGAACUUGGAACAAACACCUGUAGAGGAACUGAAACAAGAAGUAAUGAAAGUUUUAGGGAAAUUGUUUGGAGAAGACUUGGUGAGCCAACAUAACAUGACUACAUUGGUGAGAUCACAAUGGACCAGUGACCCAUUCACCUUGGGAUCUGGGGCCUACCCAAGGGCAGGUAAUACUGAAGAGUUGUGGAACGUAUUGAGCUCUCCAGUUUGUCCAUACCUCUAUUUUGCUGGGGAACACACAAGUCUGGAUGGCAUGGUUGGAUCGCAUGGAUCAUACAAUACAGGGAUCAGGGCUGCUGAACAGAUUCUUAAUGGCCGAUGUGAGAGGGAACUCAAACGACAGCAGAAAAAGAAGGAAGAGAAAGACAAAACCACAGGAGACAAAAAUACCAAAAAAGAUGAAUUAUGA
Molecule: messenger RNA, 1485 nt
Organism: Ylistrum balloti
Lineage: Eukaryota; Metazoa; Mollusca; Bivalvia; Pectinida; Pectinidae
Exons: 7
Coding region: 1-1485 (494 amino acids)
Molecular function (GO): oxidoreductase activity
Source: RefSeq, a predicted model, not a curated record